CGUCGCCACCGCGGUGGCGAAGUUCGAACGGGACAUCUUUUUCCUUUUCUGAAGCGGCACACUUUCGACGCUGGAGUCGUCACAUAAUGUACACCAUCACCAGAGGGCCCAGCAAACUUGUUACACAACGGAGGACGACAGGUCCCACGCAGCAAAUCGACAGCAAAUUAGCCGAGUCGAAGCACAAGCCGACGACGUGGCUCACUUCAAAUGCUCCAACCCCAAAGAUCGUGUUCAACCGCCUCAAUGGGAAGCGUUACCACGGUGCGUCCACACAGAAGGUCGACAGCCCGGCAGAGGGAUUCACACCUGCGCACGAGGAGAACGUCAAAUUUGUAUAUGAAGCAUGGCGAGAUGUGCAGCAGAAGUUGGGCGAUGAAGACGUCAAGGACUCGACGGGCAGCCAAGGACCCGUUCAGUACACAGAGAAGAUUCCCAGUACUGCCAUGAAGAACUUUGUCCCCAUGGACUUGGAGGAGUGGUGGGCUCAGCGCUUCCUUGCAAACAUUGCAGGCCUGUCAUGACUGCUUUGAGAAAGCAAAGUGUUGAUGCUCCACCAGCCGAGGAACCACACGGCUCAGGAAGAGAGGCAGUCUUUGUGUGAAGACUUGUACGCCUUUUGGAACUUGACCUGAUGCCUGGAGCGUUACUACGCUGCUUCAGGCAAUACUGAGCGCACAAAAACGGCCCUGAUGAUAUUUUGCUGCACAAUGCUCCUCUACUUGAAUGAAACAGUUGAUUGAAAUUGUUUAAGAGCUUCCCUCCUUCAAGUGUUCUGCUGUACCUACUCUGGCUCAUCCUCUGGACCGGAAUCUACUGAAGAGCAAUAAUAAAAUGUUUUUUCAGAA
Nerophis lumbriciformis (worm pipefish) is the source of this 848-nucleotide messenger RNA. RefSeq names its product MAPK regulated corepressor interacting protein 2 (gene mcrip2). NCBI's taxonomy places the organism in Eukaryota, Metazoa, Chordata, Actinopteri, Syngnathiformes, Syngnathidae. The record is from RefSeq and is a predicted model, not a curated record.